GUGAAAAAUUUUAGCUCCUCUUCUUCUUCUCUGCCUGACCUCCGUGACCUUUUCUCCACUUCCUGUCUUCCCUGCAGGGUGAAUGUCGGCUGCGGGCCAGCUGAGGAGCGGGUACUCCUCACAGGUUUACAUGCUGUGGCUGAUAUCUACUGUGAAAACUGUAAAACCACCCUGGGCUGGAAAUAUGAACACGCGUUUGAGAGCAGUCAAAAGUACAAAGAGGGAAAGUUCAUCAUCGAGCUGGCUCACAUGAUCAAGGACAACGGAUGGGAGUGAUGCUCCUCUUUUCUUUCUCUGACCUUGGAAUGCUCUUUAUUGAACUGCGUGGAGCGACAACCAUCGACCACCCUGCCCCCCCUCCCGAACCCCCUUUACAAAAAAACAACCUCCACGAACCUCCACCCCCUCGCCUCCUCCACGUGCACACACACCCACCUGCUCAUCGUGAAACUGAACAGAACAAAUGACAUUUAAAAAAAAAAAUAAACCCGACGACGAGGAAGUGGAGCAACUGUUGAAAAAUCACGUCACAGGAGUCGUUACUUUAAAGAUUGUGUGUUCUCCUUCGCAGCGCCGGACCUUUUUGGGUUUGACCCUCCCACCCGCUCACUCUCACCCCCUUCCCCCCCACCGAACCACGCUUACAAGUGAUUGUGGUGAUAAUGGCGACCACUAUGCGAACGGAGAUAGACUUCACUGAGGGGACAUCUUUGUUUUCUUUAUUUCGCCCGCCCAGCGAGACGGAUGAUAAUUAUUUUAAUGUUAUUUGCUCUAGUUUUAACUUCUGGGUUUGGUAAGGUUUUGGUUUGAUGGCAGAUGGAUGUUACUGGUUAGCAUUUUAUUUCCCUGUCAAGUCUGUCAUGUUUUGUUUUAGUUGUUUUUUAUUUUUUGGCUCGUUGUAUCUCUGCCUUUAGCUGAGCAUGCUUUUCUUUGCUAAUGUCCAAAUGAGCAAUCAGGGACAGGUGAGGAGCGGAGGGGAAAGGGAGUUUAUUGUAGUUACAAAUAUGUAGCAGCAUCUUGCUUUUUAAAAAAAAAAAAAAUGGCAAAGGAUGGGAUUGCAGUAGUGUGGGAUUUUAUUCCUGAUAUUUUUUUCUGUUUUAAUCUUUUUUUUUCUUACGAAUUUUCUUAAUUUCCCCCCUUUUCUGGUACUUUUAAGCACCCAAAAAACAUUGGAAGCAGCACCUAUUUGUUGGAUAUAAAUGAAUAUAUAUAUAUAUAUAUAUAAAUAUAUAGAUAUAUAAAUAUUUGUAGUGUUUGGCUAAGUGCGAUUGUGGCUGGUCCCAUUUUGCAGCAGUACCACAAGUGAAAAAGACAUGAGAAGAAGCAGAAAUACUUUCUAGACUGGGAACCUGACAUCAGUGGCCACAUGUCAUAAAGCAUUAGGGCAGACUGUAUUAUUCCAUUGUCUAGUAAUGACACAAUAAGAGACACAACUGCAUAUGAAUAUAUAUACACACAUACUAUGAUGACAUAUCCAUAAAUACUAUGAAAAUGUUCGUAGUACGUAGAUAUUGGAACAUGGAUUCUGAAUAUAUAUUUGCUGUCAUGCACAUAUGUAUAUAUGCAUAUGACCGUGUGUGUAUAUGCAUUGUGUGUAUGUGUGUGUGUGUGUGGUCACGCAUUACACAGUGACAUACUUGAACGAUGCUACUUCGUUUGCACUUUGCAGAGGCCUUUGGUUCAUCUCAGUUUAGAGGCAAAAACUUUGUUCGCUCUCGUCUGUUUUUUUUUUUUUUUUUUCAUUUAAUGGCCUUCUCACAGACAGAUUGUUGGAGACGGAAAGAAAGUUCGACCUGGACAGUUUGAGGGGUUUACGCUGUCUCCGUUAAGACUGUAAAGACGCUUCUAGAUCAUUUGAUUUGAAUUACAUCGACAAAUUCUGCUUUUCCUCUCCGCUUGAGAAAAGUGUAGUUUCCGAUGAUUCUUUGCUGCUAUCGUAGAAAUCCCGUUGUUUCCCUCCCGCUCUUGUAGGUCUUUUGCACUUUAAAUGCUUAUCCGUCUCUCCUUCUUAGAGUGUGUGAUUCCUCUCUUUGUGAUUUGCCUCUAAGCCGUAUGAAUCUUGUGCCUCUUCAAAACAUGAUCAGCCUCCCCUCUUAUUUUUCUGUUGUGCAGUGCAUAACUCCGAAAACCUUUGUGUGAACCGAUGUGUCUUCCCCCCCCCCUUCUGGUUCAAAGUGGCCCUCAAAAAAACAACAACACCAAAAUCCUCAUAGAGCUCUUCCCUGUUUUGUUUUGUUUUUGGACAACAGAGACUUGGUAUACAUACACACUUAUAUUUUCUACGUUAAGAUUUAGAGGUGCAAAAACAGAUAUUCAGUAUAUUAUUUCUCAGAGUGAAGCAUAGAGGAGGAGGAUCGGAGUAUGCAGGAUGCCCAGGGCUUGUUGUUUGACUUUUUAUUGGAAGGAUAAAACAAGAUGGCAGCAGGUUGAGGUGGAGGUUGGGCAGGGCGGGAUGGGAGAGAUUUAAAAGAAAAGAAAAAAAUCAGCAGUGAUUGAUUACUUUGCCGGCAAGGUCAGUCAGAUCACACGACCUUUUAUCCUAAAAACGUUGACAAUGCAAACCCUUAAUAGUUAGCAGUGAUACCUACUUGAAAAUAUAAAAACAUAAACAGCUGAGAUAUUGGCCCGUGUUACAGUUUUUGUACAUAAAGUAACAUAUUUAAGGUUUUAUACGUAUUUCUACUGGGUUAGUUCUUUUACUUCCCCAACUUGAAGCACUUUUGUUCACUGUACCUCUGGCUGUGUGCGUCUGUAUGUGUGUGUGUUUGGGUGUGAGUGUGUGCGUGUGUGUGCAUGCAUGUGUAUUAGCCCACAUGCACGCCUGCACACAAAAGUGAAUGUUUAGUUUCUUUUCCUCAGACAGUUUAUUUCUCUUUUUGUUUCUCCUCUUUUUUUGGUUUGGAAGUGUUUUUAUUUGUCCUGUUGGUUGUUUUUUCUUUUUUCUUUCGCAGCUGUUUGGUUUCUCUCCCGGUGAUCUGUGAGGUCGAGAGCCAGGUUAGUUUGUUUGGAAGUGAUUUAUCCCUGUUUUUUUUUUUCUGUUAGCUUGUUUAUUUAGCUUGUGUGGUGAGAGCCCGUUAGAGGGCCGAUGUUUAGGUCUCUGCUGAGCCAUGUAGACGUUGAGGGCGAGCUGGAAUCUCCCACCAUGUCGCAGGGAGAGCCUUUACCAAGACCCUUUCGCCACCACAGUCAGUGUCUCCUGUGUAGAGGGAUUUCAGGUGAUGAAACAAACCCUCUGGCGGCCAUAUUGGAGGUCCUUAGCUUUUUUUUGCAACACUGGUUGUGAAUAUCUGAUUGUAUUUCCUGAGAACUUUUGAAUUUCUGUGCUGGUUUUGACCGAAAAUGAACUGUUACUUCCCUGAAUCUAUGUGAUUGAUUGUUUUGAUAAUGUUAGCUUCCUGGGCUAAGUCGCUGCAUCCCUUGAAGUUUGCAUUUCUACACUCUUUACAGGUCAAACAAGGUCUGUUCUGUUUUAAACACUCCUUCAAAUGCAGGAAGUUCAACUGCACAUUCAUUGUUAAAGAGCAGCUCAGCAGCUGAAAGUCUUGCUGUUCACUAACCUGGCUGCAGUGAUGUAGAAGUGAACUCCAGGGUGUGUUAGUACCCCAUGACAUCACUGGUGGGUGUGGUUACAGGUGCAACUGAGCACAUUACGGACUACAACCAUCAGUGAUGCUGGAGAGGAGAAGACAAAACUUCUCAGCCUGGUGUUUCUUUACUCUUUAAUGAUGCAUUCAAGCGAUCUUUGUCAGUUCGUAAAGUUGGGAAGUACAACAUGAACUCAUUGUUAUUUGUGUUCCUGUGGUCAUCAGUGCUGGUUAACUGGCUACAUUUCAUGACCUGAGUUUACAACUUGGUAUUCACCAUUUUGUCAGCCAUUUCCUGGUGAUAAACUUGAAAACUACUGAGACUGAAAGUUCAUUCUUGACCUUGGAAGCAGCAGUUGUUGGAAUAAUCUAACACAAGGUCCAUGGGGUAGCUGUUAUGGAGCGUUUGACGUGUAGAUGUUCAAAUAUACAGUUUGUCUGAGCACUCGUCUGGCUUGGUCCCCGAUCAGACAGAGCACGUUUUAGCAACCUGGGUGAGUCUUUGUAAUUGUUCGCAAUAAUAGUGAGACGUUUAGCCCGCUACUUUUGCAUUGCUGAGCGCCUCAUAAUUUUCUGCUCCAGGUGCUUUGCCUUUUUGGGGGCUUGCUUUGAACGCCUAGGGUUGAAUAACUCAGACGGGCCUUCUGUGGUGAAGAUGGCAACAAGCGGUAGCAUAUGGUUAAGCUAACAUUAGCUUACUGUCGUCUUUGCCCUAGUCAAGCUGUAAAAAAUACCUGAACAAAUUGUAGCCUCAGCCACUUUCUAACAUGUAACAGAGUCCAGUCCCUGAGCGCCCUCUGCCUGUCCAUUUUUUAUGCGGAUUUUAAGAUACAGAUCUGCAAGUUUACGUCACCAUAGCAGUUAAGCUAAGGAGAGGUGAUUCAGUAGCAGCAAUAUUAAAAAAAAGAGGCAGCACACUGCAAAAAGUGUCCUGUCUGAUUAGGGCAGUCCGGUGUGCUUCGUGUUUUACAGGUUGCACGAUGCACACUGUCUGAUCAGGGCCACAGAAGUCUGUAAAGUGCUCAGAGGAAUGAAAAUUUGAACAUCUGUAACUCCUCUGGGCAGCUCUAUCUGCUGAAGAAGAUUGUGUGAUCCAAUGAAAGCUCCAGAACAGCUGCAGAAUGGACCUUGUGUUGUGCUUAUUUUGUCAAUUUUCAAUUGACUUGAGGAGUAGACGAGGAGCGCCUGAAUGCAUCAUUGGUUUUAUGUCCCUGAGGCUACACUGGCCUUCAGUUCAUCUGAAGGACACACUUUCAAGGGCUGCAUCCUUCACAGAGGUUGCAGCCUCUGAAUUGGGAUGCAGUUUUUAUCUGGUCAGCCAGCCUUCACUGUCCGAUAUGAUGAACAUAUCUGACUGAAAAUGUUGAAACACAGCCGUUUUGGUAAAGUUUACCAAGUUAAAACUAAAAAGACUUAUGGAGCAAAGAAAAAGGCACUGGUAGCUAAAUUUGGAAACAAAACAAUGUGGUACCAGGCCAUUCACAUCAGCUUAAAUCGUUACUGAAUGGACCGACAGUAGACAGACUUGUUACUGGUUACAUGCACACAGCCAGUUCCUCCAAAGGACCUCCACGUUGGCGUCAGCAGUGGUCGCUUGCAGAGCCUCUAUACUCUCCCUUCGAUCAGUCAGUCUAACUCGAAUCAACAAAAAGCAGUUGCCAGUGUCACCGCCGGUGUUGUACCAAAUAAGAACCAGGUUCUAUUGAAUGCAUCAGUGUCAUGUGUCAGUGGGCAGGAAGGAAGCCAGGGGUUGAGUGUCUCCUGGAGAUUUUAACUGCUAUACCAAAAUUAAAGUGGAGAAAUCCUGUCGCGUAUGACAUUGUGUUUCUGUAGAAUGUUUUGAUUCUCUGAACUUAACAGCGUCAAAGCAGCCUGGAAGAAAAAAUGUAGAUAUUUGCUGCUGAAAAGAAAAAACUGUUUACUUUUUAUUGUUAUUUUUGUUUUUAUUGUGACACUGGCUACCUACUUUUUGAGCUCUGUUACUUUCUGAAAACCUGAAAGGAUGUUGAUCAAAGGCAGGAUGGGUAUACAGGGGAAAAGACUGUACAAGUUCUUUUCUUAGGACUGUUAAACUACAGUUUAAGGUCUAAAGCAUGUUGUAUUUAUAAUGGCUAUAUGUCGUGCCUGUUUUAUUAUUAUUUUUUUCCUAAAUUUAAAAACAAAUAUUAUAUGCUUUUUAUUUGACUACAUUGCUUUGCAUUCUGUCUUAGUAAAGCCAUGUCACAUGUCUGUUUUCACUCUAAUGUAAACUAUCAGAUAUCACAAUAAAUUUUCAAUGGCAUUAA
Molecule: messenger RNA, 5869 nt
Organism: Epinephelus moara (kelp grouper)
Lineage: Eukaryota; Metazoa; Chordata; Actinopteri; Perciformes; Serranidae
Product: protein yippee-like 1
Exons: 2
Source: RefSeq, a predicted model, not a curated record